AGGUUAUUUUUUCCUUUUCUCUUUCUCACUCAACUUCUUUAUCUUACAAAUCUUUUUACUUUUUUGUUGCUUAGCACAUUACUUACACACAAACAAUAUACGAAAUGCCUUCAGAAAAAUUCAGAAUCGCCACAAACGGUCAAUCUUUACGAAACCCAAACAAUGCAUUUUUCGGAAUGACACUCUCUGCUAAUUUGACAGUCGAUGAAAGUGACGUCUCUGCUCACAAUGACAGAAGAUCUGCCCACAAUGCUUUAGAACGUCAACGUCGUGAACAUUUGAAUAUUAAAUUCCAGCAACUCGCACAUGCACUACCUUCACUUCAGAGUGUACGACGACCAAGCAAGACAAUGAUUGUUGCUAAAUCACUUGAAUUUGUUUCUUCAAGUUUAAAAAGAGAAUCCAAUUAUACUUCUGAAAUCCAAAGAUUACGCGCAGAGAACGAAAAACUCAGAAAGCAAGCUCAAGCUUCAAGUGCUGUAUUGAAAAAGCAGAUCUCUCUAGAUCAAGACAAUGAAAAGACAGAUGCUAAAUCUGAAACCAUUACCCUACCAGCCAAAGAAGAAGAAAAGGCUUCGUUAAAAAGAAAGGCUAGUGAAGCAGACUUGCAAUUGUCUCCACCUCCCACUCCUGAAGCUAUGCGAGGAAGUAACAAUAAGAAAUCACCUGCUCCUGUUAUUAUCGCCACACCCCAAAAGAAAAAGAAGAUGGUCAAGCAAACAAAGCCGUUACAAUCUCAACUACACACUCUAAAAUCUUCUCCCAUUAAUGAAGUAGAAAACUUGGCAACCAGCGCUUCCAUGGUCGCUCCAUUAAUAGAAUCCCCCUGGUCACCUGUUGAUGAUCAUUUCCGCCCAAUGAAUGCAUACCCCAUUACUUCUACAGCUGAUAAUACCUCAUCUACCUAUUUCAAUAUCUCAACAUCACCAUAUACCACUAGUUCUACUACUCCAGCCAAUAAUAAUGACUUGAUCUUCAUGACACCCAACUCUUCUGUUGAUCUUUAUCAACAUCAAUCUAUUCAAGCUCAAAAUAUGAUGCACUCUAUGCUCUUUGCGCCUUACAACUUGGCCUCUGAACCAACUGCUGACUUUACAUAUGCAUUCUCUCAUCAACGCCAAACAAGUCACCCUAAUGACUUUUACUUUUCUUAAGUCCUUUCUUUUUUUAAGUGAGCUUGUUAAGACUGGCAUAUAAUAAGCACACACAAACUUUUUUUUUAUAUAUUAUUUAUUAUAGCUGUACAUAAUUCAACACACUCACUCACACACCUUGUCUUUUUAUUCUAUUUAUAUAUACAUAUAUUUUAUUCCCUUUCCCCCCCCUUCACCCUUUGUUGUUUCAAUUUUUUUUCUUCUUUGAAAAUAAUAAACUAUAUCUCUAUUUUACAUACAAACAUCUUUGUAUUUCUUGGUUGAUACAGAAAAGAAACUCUUGAAGCACAUUUCAAUCGAUCGAAACAAAAAGGAACACUGCCUUUUGACACUUCUAGUACAAG
Gilbertella persicaria is the source of this 1498-nucleotide messenger RNA. RefSeq lists its product as uncharacterized. Gene Ontology annotation, molecular function: protein dimerization activity; DNA-binding transcription factor activity. Gene Ontology annotation, biological process: positive regulation of transcription by RNA polymerase II. The record is from RefSeq and is a predicted model, not a curated record. Lineage: Eukaryota; Fungi; Mucoromycota; Mucoromycetes; Mucorales; Choanephoraceae. The transcript has 4 exons. Gene Ontology annotation, cellular component: RNA polymerase II transcription regulator complex. The coding region runs from base 105 to 1154 and encodes 349 amino acids.